UUUGUUUGUUAUUGUUGUGGAAGUUUUAAUCGGAACUUUAGUAAUUGUAAACGAACUUUGGGGGGUCAUGGAGGGUGUUGAAGUCAAAUCAUUCAAAUGUUAUAAUUUUCGUUGUAUUUUGUUUUGAAUGAGGUGACCCUCAUUCAUCUAACGCGAUUUUUGCAAUGUCUGCAAAGUCUGUGACUCAGUCAACUGCUGAUCUUCUCUCCAAUCUUCCUAUUCGACCAAAGGCAAGACGCAAGAACAAUGUUAAUGAAAUUUCCACCGAAUUUCUGAAAAUGCUCAACAUUUUCUCGAAAAAGACUCGCUUCCAACACAAACACCUCACCGCAGUCACCGAUCCAAAACGUUCGAAAAAUUCGAUGUUAGUAGUUUCAAAAGCACGAGAGCCUCGAAGUAAAGGAAAGCGGAAAACUAUCUUCAGUGACAAUGAGCCAAUGGUAAUCGAUUUAAGCAAAGCUAAUGAGCCACCUCCCGACGCAAGUCUACCGGAAAAGGAUUCUCUAGAUGCUGACCAACUUGAAGGACUUAAAUGGGAAGAGUGUCCGCCCAUCUCUCCUGUGCAGAGUAAGAAAAAUUCCAACAAGACUCCUUUACCUACAAAUAAACUUGCAGAACCCAGUUUGUCAAGAAGAAAACCAUGCCAAAACACUCCUAUCGAUAUAGUACAUACCGUAAUGACUUGGGAACCACCAAUCAUUUCUACUGCUCCGAAAAUCAAUUUGUUAGAUAUACGACAUUCUUCUUUAGUUCCCUCAGAGCCUUCUUCUCUGCGCUGUUUUCCAAAGAAGAAGCCUGAACAGGCUAAAAACACCAUCAAAUUGACAAAAGAAUCAAGAAAUUCAUCAUCUGCUGCCAGAUGUAGGAUGUUCACGAGAGUCCGUCCAUCAGAUAACUCACUAGGACAGUGCAAAGACAACAGUGCAACCUCUCAGAAGAAUUUACUUGAUAAUGUUACACCAGAUCCAAGGAAUACUUCACUACGCCCUCCAUCCAAGGAUACUGAAAGCUCCUCUGCAUCCACUGUCAACGACUUAAACCAACAACGUUGGGCCUCAGGGCUGAAUAAUCCACUUCUAAGUAUACCUCGAAAGUUUGAUAAGGUGUUUGAUUCAACAAAUCCCCAUCAACCAAGAGGUAUGCAAACUACUGCUAACAACAGCAUAAAGUCGAAAAAGACUGUUGCCAAGCGUCAGUAUAGAGGAAAAGUGUUACCAGGAACUUUUAAAAUUUUUGAGGAUAUCUCCAGACCAACAAGUGGACAUUACAGCAAACUUUUUGUUGGUGCAGCAAACACAGAGGUCUCAUCUCAAAGUUUCAAUGAAUUUACCAAGACAAUGAUGAACGAAGACCCAGUCCUAAACAGGCUCCUGAGCAAAUCUUCACUAACAGAGGCUAGAGAAAUAGCCGACAGAAAGACUCAAAGAAGUGCAUUUUCGGAUUGGGCAAGGAGGGUUGACCCUGGAGGGGCAUUGGAAACUGAAAAGCUUAAAGGUAAACUGAGUUUUGAUCACAUUUAUACACCAAUAAAUAAAGUAAGUAUAGGGAUACAAACUUCACCAGCAAAUUCACCAUCACCUCCGCACGAAACUGAAGAUAGCAGAGAGCCCUUUUCCCACAUGAAUGAUGAGACAUUUAAAAAUUCUGAUCGCUGCAUUUCAUCAUUAGGAGGCAAAAUCAAGAAUAAUGUACAAAUCCCGAAACCACAUGAAGAUAAAGCGAAAGGGCCAACAAAUGACCAUGUUGACAUAUCUGAAGUUUCAGCAUUUACGGGAACGGCAACUACACCUGCAAAUUGUCACCCAAAGCUCCAGCACCGAGAAAGGCAGACUCCAAAUGCAACAGUUUCUCUCUCUGGAAUGGAGGCUGUGUUAGAAGCUGGAUCAUUCCUUCUGAGCGGUGUGCUACCAAAUGGUUUUCACAAUAAUUCUAUGAACAAUGGAAAUUUUAAACCCUAUCCCUACGCUGAUUUGUCAAUGCAAAUUGAAAAUUCUGAUGAUCCUGUUGAAGAUGAAUAUUUUUCACCUCCAAAACCUACCACGGUCAUUUAUUUCAAAAGUGAACCAGCAUCAGACGAUGAAAACUGUGAAAAUUAUAGUGAUGAAAGGCUUCUUUUGGAGAUGCCAUCAGAAGACACUUUGGAAAUAGGAAGAGAUGCAACGAAUCCAUUGAUUGAUUGCGUAAAGGAGGAGAUGGUCCCUGAAGAAACCGUUCCAAGCGAAAAAGUACAAAAACCAAAUGAAAGCAUUGAUGCAGUUGUCAGAAUCAAAGAGGAAAUUUUGGAUGAAAAUGAACUCAAUUUUUCAGAAUCAGGUAACAGCUCUUGUGAUAUUUCUACAGGAAAAAAACCCCCAAGAGGCAGUGCAAUACACACACAAAGUGAGCCAAGGACUGGAAAUGAGUAUAUGGUUCAUGCUUUUGAAAGCCCAAGUUUCAAUGAUCUAAGAGCCACUGCGUCAUCGACUCAGCCUCAAAUCAAAAUUGAGCUUGAAAGUGAAGAUGAAAGUAUAAUGGACACAACAAAUGAAGGCAGAAUUUCAAAAGAAAUCACAGCCGACUUCUCCAAGGACAGAACGGAAGAAAUUGAUUCACUUGAUGUUUCAAUCAUGAUUAAAACUGAAAUAGAAUCGGAUACUGAAGACCAGUCAGAAGCGAUGAAUACUGAUAACAGUAAAAGAGAAAUUUCCCCUGACUCUUUGCCUAGAAGUGAACCCAGAGCUGAACUUAGAAAUGCACUUAUUUCUUCUAGCAAUGUUCCUGUUAACAAAAGAGGUGAAAAGAAGGAAACUAAGAUUUUGUUGGGGGGAACGAACGAUGAAGUCUUGAAAAAUCACUCUGAAGGCAAGUGUGUCUCAAACUUAGUACACUCUGAAAAUGGUAUGAACUCAACGUAUGUCAAUGAAUCAGAUUUGAGUCUUGUAAAAACUGAAGAUGACAUCGAAUACAAUAACAAGAUGGACACAGAUGAUUAUAGUGACAACAAUAGUGCAAUUGAUGACUUUUUUAUGAUGGAAAGUCAAAAUGAAUCUGAAACAUGCAACCUUGAGCUUGAGGAAAGUGGAAGUGAAAAAAACAACACCACGCACAGUCUGGGUGAGUUUGAAGAUGGAUCAGAAAAUAGGCAGGAAAAUUCAAAUGAAGGCAGCAUGAGUGGAAUUUGUAAAGGUGAAACUCUCGGUGCAAGCCUUAUUUUGUCUCGAUUAAAUCAAGGAAAAGUCGAAUUGAAAGGAUUUUCAUUUGAUGCAUUUGAACAACCUAAACCGUUCAUUGUCAGAAAAUCUGCUAAGCCUGUAGAAACAAGUGAUCAACAAAGCCAGACUGAGACAGUUAGUGCCUUAAUGUGGGAGCCAUUAAUGUCGUAUGAACAAUUGACGGACACAAAGUUAAUCUUCUUUACCGGCAUCAAUAAGCUCAAAUUCUCCCUCUUACAUGGUUUUCUUUUUUCAGAUCGUCGAAUUAUUACACAUAGAUUUCUUAGUGAAGAAAAUCAGCUCCUUUUAACCCUAUUCCACUACAGACACAAACCAGGGCAUGAGUAUCUGUCAGUACUUUUUGCAAUAUCGGUGUAUCAAGUCGGUCGUAUUUUAUUCAAAGUUACGCAAAAGUUCAGGGAUGCUGUGAAGGAUGAUUCAUAUUGGACUAUGAAGAGUUAUAUGUGUUCAGUAUCGCUUGUCAUGGAGUGCCAUGACUUUAUGGCUCACAUCUUACAAGCUGCCAAUCAAGAGGAUCCCUCUGAAUUAAGUUGAGUUUUAGCAUGUGUAAUGAAGAGUGCGGUAAAGUCCAAUUCACAAUAUCAAACUUCUCAACCGACAUAACCGAAGGAAAAGUUGGAUGGAAAGUCAGACGCCAAAAAAUUCUAUUUAAUUACCGUUGAAGUGUGAUGUCGUCAUCAGUCUGCUGUUUGUGAAGAUACAGUUUCAGCUCAUGUCGGUCGGAAGAUUUCAUUCCAACUUUUUGUUCAACUUUCCAUUCAAUUGGCGCAGCCAAUUGGAUGGAAGGUUGAACGAAAAGUUUAAUGUGACGUCACAUUCAAGUUUCCGUUCAAUUUUUCAUCAAAUCGUCGUUUUCUCUCAUUAGGAUCACACUAUCCAACUUUUCAUUCGACAAAUUGCAUCCAAGAGAUGGAUGAAAAGUUUGAUAGUGUAAAUUGGGCUUAAAAACGAGGCAUAAUACUAGUAACCGUAUUUUCACUCCCAAAAAAUUAGGAUCCAAAAACUGGUUACCGAUUGCCUUAUGGGUGGAGGAGUUAAGAAAUAGGAAGAUUUCUUAGUUUGAAAUUUCGAUGAACACUUUUCAAUUGUUACUGAAAGUCUGAUGUACCUACCUUAGUUCUAUAAGUUUAAGGGACUGCCAUUCCCUAUUCCAGAAACUGCUCUUACUUCCAACUUUUUUAAAUCUCCUUGCAGCUUGGUCAUUGUUCCUUUCUUGGUCCAAAAAAAAAGUAUAGCUUUUAUUUUCAAUCCAUAUUAUUCCAGCAUGAAGGAAGCACAUAUUUUAAGAUAAUGAAAUUGAGGAAUAUUUUAUUAAUAUUAAAUCGGCAAAUCAAUCAAUUUUUUUUUUUCUACUUGUUUUUACUUUUCAAUUUUUGAGCUCACAAAUGUUGAACAUUUGAAAGUCUAACAAAAAAUUUCAAGGCACUUAAUUUCACUCUUGUUCAACACCAGUAUGGAGAAUGAGGUUCUCAGAAUCUAUUACUAUUCAGGAAUUUCCAUCGCUAGAUAUCAAAGAUACUGAUAAUUAAAGUGAGAUAGAUUGAAUGUGGAGUAUGAUACAAAUUAUGAAUCUAUCAAAACUGGUAGCAUAAAACUGAAGGGUUAGAAAUUUUAGUUUCUCCUUUUGCUAUUCAGUCACGUCUAUUUUCUCUCCUUUCUUCUUACUGUUUCAAAUUCAAAGGAGUUUAAGUGUAGACUGGUGAGUUGGUUAUGAGAAAAUUAAGAUUUGGUGUCCUCUCAAUUUUUAAAUGUUCAAUCUAACCAAUCCUUUCCAUCUUUUUUGCAUACAGUGGUAAAAGAAUCAACAAAUAUAGCGCUCAUUUUAACAAAAUUUAGUUCUUAACCAAAAAAUGAACCUUUUACAAAAAAGCUGUAACAGUUCACUUGCUGCACUAAGAAUUUUUAUCGAAGAAUUUGGUUUUUUAAUAAAGAGCAGCUGUUCUCUUAAUGCAUGUGAUGUUAAAAAAAUAGGGGGGGGGGGGGUUGAAGAUCCAUGAGCGCAUAAUUGAACUUCAUCAUGAUUAACUCUUAGUUCAACCUUUGUUACCUGCACUAACCUUUUUUGAUCAAUACAUUGAGCGGCUAAAUAAAAAAUUUCAUGCCAAGUAUCACAUAUCAAUGUAGUCUUGAGCGCAGAGAGAAACUGCCAACAAAAAAUAUUAGACUUGGUCGUUGAAAUUCACUGUUCAAUCUAUUCUCACCUCUAUGUUUUUUUCUUUCUCUUAUUUUUCGAAGAAACGACGGUCUCUUAAGUUAGUACAAGAAUUUCCUCAGAUUUGUACUUCUUUUAAUCUUCAUUAAGAAUUGUUUAAUAUUGUUACAUUUAUUUUUUUCCUAGAAAAUUUGUAAAGUGUACAUAUAGUUAUUUACUGUUAAUGUUUGUAUUUCUUGUAAGAAAUAUAGUUGAAGAACUUUUAUUUUGAAAAAGAA
Messenger RNA from Bemisia tabaci, 5642 nucleotides. RefSeq lists its product as uncharacterized. Lineage: Eukaryota; Metazoa; Arthropoda; Insecta; Hemiptera; Aleyrodidae. The record is from RefSeq and is a predicted model, not a curated record.